Messenger RNA from Emys orbicularis (European pond turtle), 2178 nucleotides. RefSeq names its product ankyrin repeat domain 6 (gene ANKRD6). Bases 1 to 2178 code for a protein of 725 amino acids. Lineage: Eukaryota; Metazoa; Chordata; Testudines; Emydidae. Gene Ontology annotation, molecular function: protein binding. The transcript has 15 exons. The record is from RefSeq and is a predicted model, not a curated record.
AUGAGCCAGCAGGAUGCGGUCGCUGUGCUUUCAGAACGCCUUCUCAUAGCUGCGUACAAAGGCCAAGUGGAUAAUGUGGUGCAGCUUAUCAACAAGGGUGCCAAGGUAGCAGUUACCAAGCAUGGCCGUACCCCUCUACAUCUUGCUGCCUACAGGGGGCAUCUUCGUGUUGUGCAGAUUUUGCUGAAGGCAGGCUGUGACUUGGACAUUCAGGAUGAUGGUGAUCAGACAGCCUUGCACCGGGCUACUGUUGUAGGAAAUACAGAUGUAAUAGCAACUCUCAUUCAAGAGGGGUGUGCUUUGGACAGACAAGACAAGGAUGGGAAUACAGCGCUUCAUGAAGCAUGUUGGCAUGGAUUCAGUCAGUCUGCCAAACUGCUCGUUAAAGCAGGAGCUAAUGUUCUUGCCAGAAACAAGGCAGGUAACACACCGCUGCACUUGGCCUGCCAAAAUAGCCAUUCCCAAAGUACUCGUGUUUUGUUACUUGGAGGGUCUCGGGCAGAUCUCAAAAAUAAUGCAGGAGAUACCUGUUUGCACGUUGCUGCUCGUUAUAAUCAUUUGCCCAUCAUUAGGGUACUCCUCAGUGCUUUCUGUUCUGUCCAUGAAAAGAACCAGGCUGGCGAUACUGCACUUCAUGUAGCUGCUGCAUUAAAUCAUAAAAAGGUGGUCAAACUCUUACUGGAAGCAGGGGCCGAUGGGUCAAUUGUCAACAAUGCAGGUCAGACUCCUCUAGAGGUUGCUAGACAGCAUAAUAAUCCUGACGUUGCACUUCUCCUUGCUAAGGCACCACAGGUCUUGCGCUUUAACCGUGGAAGAAGCCUUAGAAAGAAGAGAGAAAAACUCAAGGAGGAAAGACGAGCUCAGUCUGUGCCAAGAGAUGAGGUGGUGCAGAGCAAGGGCAGUGUCUCAGCUGCUGAGGAUACUCACAGCAGUGACAAGGUGCCUCAGAGGAAAGGAGAUCUGAAAGAUGAACCACGGUCAACUUCACCAGAGCCCAAAGGAAAGAACAACAAAAAGAAAAAGCCAAGAGAAAAGAUUUCAGCACUCUCAGACCCUGCUUCACCAGCUGACCAGCAGACACUCCCUGGUCCCCAGCAGAGCUUAUCUAAGCAUCGUAGAAGUAAACAUCGUUGCUCAUCUCCACCACCCCCACAUGAGUUCAGAGCCUACCAGCUUUACACGCUGUAUCGUGGAAAGGACGGUAAAGUAAUGCAGGCCCCAAUAAAUGGAUGUCGUUGUGAGCCACUGAUUAAUAAACUGGAGAAUCAGCUGGAGGCAACUGUGGAGGAGAUAAAAGCUGAGUUUGGGACAGUGCAGGAUAAGAUGAAUAUCAAGCUGGGCCAGAUGGAAAACAAAACUCAACAUCAACUCCGUGUUUUAGAUAAGUUAAUGGCUGAGAGGCUGUCUGCGGAGAGAACAGAGUGCCUUCAUCGCCUUCAACAGCAUGCUGAGCUCGAAAAAAAUGAAGGAGAGAAACGGCAGAUUUCCUUGGUGGAUGAAUUGAAAACCUGGUGCAUGUUAAAGAUUCAGAAUCUGGAGAUGAAGCUUUCUGGAGAUUCUAGAUCUUCAAGACCAAAAUCAACUCUGUCCACUUGUGAGUCCCUCACAGGUGCAGAGCAACAAAUGACAGCUGCUGGUCCAGCUCCUUCUGCAGUCCCUCAAGUUGUUAGGCCUAAAGACAAAGCUUUUAGCUCCACUGCUUUCGACAGGUUCCAGCAGGAAGUACCAUUGUCAGAGCAUUCAGGUUCCAAAUUAAGACAUGUUAAGGUACAAACUGCUUUGCAGCCCUUGACUGAAUUUGCAAAGACUGAGCAACAGAGUGGCUACUUCAUAGACAAAGGAACUCAAACAAAGAAGUCUGGCAAAAGUGGGCAGUCAAGACACAGGCCCCAGCAACACACAGUAACACAUCAUACCCAGCCACAGCAACCAUCCGCUCUGCCUGGAGAUCAGCCAGCCCCUCAGAUCAAAGACACUUCACAAGCUUUGGAGAUUACUCAGUACUUUUUUGAGGCUGUUUCCACUCAAAUGGAAAAGUGGUAUGAGCGGAAGAUUGAAGAAGCCCAGUGCCAAGCUAAUCAAAAAGCACAGCAAGACAAAGCUGCACUCAAGGAGCAUAUUAAAAGUUUAGAAGAGGAGCUCAAUAAAUUAAGGACUAAGGUGCAAAAAGAAAGCUAG